UCUACGAGAUCGUAAAGUAAUUUUGCUCCGCAAGAGUAAUUUGAAGGGUUUUAAAAAGACCUACCUCCUGACCACAAGCUUCGUAUGAGGGUCCCUUUGAAAGUCUCUAUUCAAUUUCCCGUCCUAGACUCUUCAUCUACUCUUUCUCAAAGCAGUAACUCACAAUCGAAUGUGUUCAAUCCUACCUCCAAUAUGGAUUCCAACUCUAGGAAGCGUCCUUCCACUCGUCCC
This is a messenger RNA of Geodia barretti, 231 nucleotides long. The record is from the annotation of a GenBank genome assembly. Lineage: Eukaryota; Metazoa; Porifera; Demospongiae; Tetractinellida; Geodiidae.